Messenger RNA from Microdochium trichocladiopsis, 419 nucleotides. RefSeq lists its product as uncharacterized. The transcript has 2 exons. Bases 156 to 368 code for a protein of 70 amino acids. The record is from RefSeq and is a predicted model, not a curated record. NCBI's taxonomy places the organism in Eukaryota, Fungi, Ascomycota, Sordariomycetes, Xylariales, Microdochiaceae.
UAGCAACGUACUUACUGGUGCUCACAACCCCUUGCAAUGCUGGAUAUAAAGUCACUGUGAUGUCGCCGGUAGAUUUCUUCAGAGAAUUUGAAUAAUGGUCACAUCCGAUCUUCCUCAGAAACCUCAUCGCAACAUUCAUACCAAAGCUCACUGAUAUGGCUCCAUACUCGGCAUCCUAUCCAACUUCUGCCCAGCAGGCCGAUUGCAGCUCGCAGCGGGUCGUCGACCCAAUGCCUCACGGCUAUUCCUUGGCCGAUGCCAGCCCAAGCUGGUACUGUUGCCAGUGCAGUUGGACCCAUACAGUAGCCCUCCAUCCGGCUUGCAUCAACUGUCAUCAUCGGAUGUGCCAGGGCUGUCGACUAUGCUGAAUCGACCAACUGCCACGAUUUCGAUCGAGUUACCUUGGCUGGAAGGUUCGG